This is a messenger RNA of Pollicipes pollicipes, 1428 nucleotides long. RefSeq names its product replication termination factor 2-like. NCBI's taxonomy places the organism in Eukaryota, Metazoa, Arthropoda, Thecostraca, Pollicipedomorpha, Pollicipedidae. Bases 338 to 1204 code for a protein of 288 amino acids. The transcript has a single exon. Gene Ontology annotation, cellular component: nucleus. The record is from RefSeq and is a predicted model, not a curated record. Gene Ontology annotation, biological process: mitotic DNA replication termination.
CUUUCGUAUUUUUAUCGCCAGCAGCUUUAUAUGUGUGAGCUAGCAGGCUGUGCGGGCGUCACGCGUGUGCCUGCCCAGCUUUCUCAGCUUUGGGAUUGUUUGCAGUUGCCGUAACUGUAAGGCCCUAACAAUACCCUAUCACAAUUGCGCAGUGUUUGGCAAAGCCGCUUCGCUCUGCUUUUGCCUGCUAUUGUUCCGAUUGAACUGAGAAGUCGUUCGACGGAAGCCUGCCACCUAUUUCGUGCUAACAGACAAGGUUUAGAGUUGCCGCAAGGCAGAUUUUUGGUUGCUGAUUUUAUCAGUGAUAUUGCUCUUGGGAACUGAAGGGAAGUGCACAAUGGGAUGUGAUGGUGGAACUAUCCCAAGGAGGGACGAGCUGGUGAGGACGAAGAAGAAAGGGGAGCAAAAAGAUAAGGACUCUGUGAGGAAAUUCAAGUGGCGUCACUGCAGUAUCAGCCAAAGUAGGCUGGAAAAGCCAAUAGUAGCAUGCGAGCUUGGAAAUAUCUACAGCAAGUCUUCAGUGCUGGAGGUACUGUUGGACAAGGAUAGCAAGCCUGCCUCAGCUGAACACAUCAAGGGAUUGAAGGAUGUUAAGAUACUGAACCUGACUAAAAAUGCAGCAGGAUCUGUGCAACCAUCUAAGGGUGAUAUGUACCUGGAUACUGAAGCAGCCGAGUUUGUCUGUCCUGUGGUUGGUCUAGAAAUGAAUGGCAAGUACAAAUUUGUGUUCCUGUGGUCCUGUGGCUGUGUGUUCUCAGAAAGAGCAGUAAGAAUGGUAAAAUCAGAAACAUGUCACAAGUGCAACACUCCAUUCACUGAAGAAGAUAUCAUUGUUCUGAACCCAGAGGGUGAUGAGCUAGACCAGAUGAGAACAAAAAUGGAGGCCAGGCGUGCUCGUACCAGGGCACUAAAAAAGGAAAAGCGGAAAGGCACAGAUGACCCUGCCACUGCAAGUAAUGAGCCUGAGGCCAAGAAGAAAAAGCCAAGCCAAGAGAAGCAGAGCAAGGUCCUUGCUGGACCCUCAAUCAACUUACCCAACAAUGGCAAGCUGUUGGAUCCAGCAUUUGCAAAGGCUGCAGCCACCUACAGUGUGGCAAAAGAUGGUCAGAAGACUGAGGUAUACAAGUCACUUUUUACCUCCCACAAGUCAGCCAAGAUGAGGCAGACUGCUCACUGGGUGACAUACAAUCCUCUGUUCAACUGAUAAGUCAUGGGUUUCUGUAAUGAAGCACCUGCUCCAUGUGAUUACAUGUUAUGUGUAAUGAUGGACAGAUUAAUUAUUACUAUACUGGUGUCACUUUAAAAGCAGAAGUCAUUCAUCCUUGGCAUACCACUCUGCAUUUUUGUGCAUAUGUUUUUCACCCAACCAGGAAAUUAUCUUUCUUGAACAGUGUAAUGCUGAUAUAAUGCAAUAAAUGAUGAAAACUA